AUGGGUGGAAGUAAACACAGACACAGCAAAGAUAAAUUAUAUCUAUUACAUACCGAGCUAGAAAGCUCAUUGGACCCCAAGGUACACACAAGAGCGGGAGAACUUCUACCACUAGAUGCCUGUGCCUUGAGCCUACAGCCUUUCAACAAGCCGCUAUGCACGCCGCAGGGACAUGUGUUUGAUGAUAAUAACAUAAGGGAGUAUAUAACGAGGUAUGGCACGAAUCCUGUUACAGGAGAACCCCUGCAACUCACCGAUCUAGUGCCGCUACACUUCACAAGAGAUGAAAACAACGAACUACAGUGCCCAUUGUCAUACAAAAGGUUCACACCAAGCUCACACGUAGUCGCGGUGCUCACUUCGGGCUACGUAUAUGGCUAUUCGACACUUAAAGAAGUCGCAAAGAAACAAAAGGACGGGCUAAUGUAUGACCCUAUGACAGGCACUCCAUUCACUAAGAACGAUGUAGUUGUAUUGCAAGACCCGCAUAACACCGAUGCGCGGAAAAUAGCGGAAUUCAAACAUAUCGCAACCACGUUCGCCAGAAACGAUGAAACGAAACCGGAAAUUAGAGGAAAUGAACUAUAUCGCAAUACCAUCGAAAAGUUUGAUGGUGCAGUGGAUAUGGUGGAAAACCAUUCCAAACUAUUCAAAACAACGGAUAAAGAUACAUUAAAGGAUAGACCUCGACACGCAAGGUUCACCACCAGUGGGCAGGCGUCCAGCUUCACAUGCACUGCAAUCGACCCCUCAUAUGGCACUCAGUAUAGACCAAUGACGGUUUUAGAGGUCAGAGAACCGCUAUAUGAUCUUGUCAAGAAACAAAAGUUAAAGGGUUACGUUAAACUGGUGACCAGCGAUGGAGAUCUAAAUUUGAUGCUUCACACAGAUAGAGUUCCAAUGACAUGUGACAAUUUCCUCCAACAUUGUGAAGAUGGAUACUACGACAAUACAAUAUUCCACAGAUGCGUACCCAAUUUCAUAAUACAAGGAGGUGACCCAACAGGUACAGGAAGAGGGGGUGAAAGCGCUUUCUAUACACGAGCGAAGCGUGAAAACCCAGAUGAGGAAGUACCAAAAUACUUCAAGGAUGAAUUUGAUAACACGCUAUUUCAUGUAGGUGCUGGAGUACUCUCCAUGGCAAACAAGGGGAAACACACUAACGGGUCACAGUUCUUUAUAACAUUCAAUACCUGUGACCAUUUGGAUAACAGACACACUGUAUUCGGGAAACUGGUAGGAGGGAAAGAAGUGCUUAAAAAGUGGGAGAACCUCAAAAUAGACGAUGACGAAAGGCCAAAACAACCACCAAAAUUACUCAAAUGUAUAGUAUACUCGAACCCAUUUGAAACUGUGCAAAAUCAAAUUAAGGAACAAGAACAACAGAAAGAAACUUCAAAGAAACGUAGCCUAUCUAGCACAACACGUAACUGGAUAAUACAUCCAACAUUAAAAACACAAAAGGAAAACGGAACGGAAAGUGAUCAGGUGGGAUACCUGUUAGACAAACGAAUUAAAACUGACAAGAAAAAUACAACACGCUGA
This is a messenger RNA of Babesia sp. Xinjiang, 1545 nucleotides long. RefSeq names its product Peptidyl-prolyl cis-trans isomerase-like 2 (gene cyp14). The record is from RefSeq and is a predicted model, not a curated record. Lineage: Eukaryota; Apicomplexa; Aconoidasida; Piroplasmida; Babesiidae. Gene Ontology annotation, molecular function: peptidyl-prolyl cis-trans isomerase activity; ubiquitin-ubiquitin ligase activity. The transcript has 2 exons. Bases 1 to 1545 code for a protein of 514 amino acids. Gene Ontology annotation, cellular component: catalytic step 2 spliceosome. Gene Ontology annotation, biological process: protein peptidyl-prolyl isomerization; protein polyubiquitination.